Messenger RNA from Gekko japonicus, 1930 nucleotides. It is a transcript of the gene RCC2, whose product is annotated as regulator of chromosome condensation 2. NCBI's taxonomy places the organism in Eukaryota, Metazoa, Chordata, Lepidosauria, Squamata, Gekkonidae. The coding region runs from base 179 to 1675 and encodes 498 amino acids. The transcript is spliced from 13 exons. The record is from RefSeq and is a predicted model, not a curated record.
UCAGAAAGCCGAGCAGGAGAUGCGGACAAAAUCGUAACCUGGAUCUAAAUCAAACAUUGCAAAGGAAGCUCUCCAGAGUCUGCGUGUCGAGGAAAGGCGACCAAAGAGAAGACCGCCGGGAACGCAGUGGGAGGACGCUAAAGCGGGCAGCCAGUGAGGAGGCCAGGCGGCGUCGGUCAUGCCCCGGAGGAAGGUGGCGGGGCGGGCCUGGGACGGCGGCGCGGGCAACGGGCCCGGCGGCGGGGCUGCUCGCAAGCGGCCUGCCUCCUCUUCCUCCUCCUCCUCGUCAUCAUCGUCCUCAUCCCGCACCGGGGGGCCCCGUCUGCAGCCGCCCAGGAAGAAGGAGCGCAACGGAGGUGGUGGGGGAGACGGCGGGACUGGGGGUGGGUGGAAACUUGAAGGGCCCAAGUUCAAGGGGCAGCUUCUGAUAUUUGGAGCCACUAACUGGGACUUGAUUGGCCGCAAAGAAGUACCCAAGCAGCAAGCCGCUUACCGUAACCUGGGCCAGAACUUAUGGGGGCCCCACCGGUAUGGGUGUCUCUCAGGGAUCCAAGUCCGGGCGGUGGUGUCAGGGCCGUGUGCUGCUCACAGCCUCCUGGUUACCUCGGAGGGGAAGCUCUGGAGCUGGGGACGUAACGACAAAGGGCAGCUGGGACAUGGAGACACCAAGCGUGUAGAUGCCCCCAAGGCCAUUGAAGCACUCGGCAGUGAAACAGUUGUCUUGGCAGCUUGUGGCCGAAACCACACCCUAGCCCUGACAGAGAACGGCUCCGUGUUUGCCUUUGGAGAGAACAAGAUGGGCCAGUUGGGCCUCGGUAACCAGACGGAUGCUGUCCCCAGUCCCACGCAGAUCAUGUACAACGGGCAGCCGAUCACCAAACUGGCAUGCGGAGCUGAAUUCAGCAUGAUAAUGGACUGCAAGGGGAACCUCUAUUCCUUUGGGUGCCCUGAGUAUGGGCAGCUGGGGCACAACUCUGAUGGAAAGUUCAUCGCCCGAGCACAGAGGAUAGAGUAUGACUGUGAGCUGGUUCCCCGCCGCGUUGCCAUCUUCAUAGAAAAGACAAAAGACGGCCAGGUCCUUCCUGUACCAAAUGUGGUUGUGAGGGAUGUGGCCUGUGGCGCGAACCACACGCUUGUUUUAGACUCCCAGAAACGGGUCUUCUCCUGGGGCUUUGGGGGCUAUGGCCGGCUGGGUCACGCUGAGCAGCGAGACGAGAUGGUGCCCCGACUGGUCAAGCUGUUUGACUUCCCAGGCCGGGGGGCGGCACAGAUCUACGCGGGCUACACCUGCUCCUUUGCUGUCAGUGAAACGGGUGGCCUGUUUUUCUGGGGAGCCACAAACACUUCACGGGAGUCCACGAUGUACCCCAAAACCGUGCAGGAUCUGUGUGGCUGGAAAAUCCGCAGUCUGGGUUGCGGGAAAAGCAGUGUUAUAGUGGCUGCCGAUGAGAGCACCAUCAGCUGGGGCCCGUCUCCAACCUAUGGAGAACUGGGCUACGGAGACCACAAGCCCAAGUCUUCAACUGCAGCUCAAGAAGUGAAGACCUUGGAUGGGAUCUACACAGAGCAGGUCACCAUGGGCUACGCCCACUCCCUGGCCAUCGCCCGCGACGAGAGUGAAGCCGAGGAGGAGAGACUCAAGAAGCUGCCAGAAUACAACCCGCGCACGCUCUAGCCUGGGCCGCCUGCCCUCUCCGAAGCAGCUGCCCCUUCCGAUGUGCACUGGGACGCAGAGUCGGGCGAAGAGGUGGCCGACAUCGAUGAGCCGGCGCCUGUUGGGCUACCAGAGAUUGGGUUUUAUGAGCAAUUUCACGUCUUGACUGCCUGUUGCUAUGACUCUUCCCCUUCUCCUACCCCCGUCUGCCCUUUCCAAAGGAUGGCUUGUUUUGUAUUGGUAUUUUUGUUUUGGUUCUUUGUUGCGGGGGGGGGG